Molecule: messenger RNA, 1611 nt
Organism: Capronia coronata CBS 617.96
Lineage: Eukaryota; Fungi; Ascomycota; Eurotiomycetes; Chaetothyriales; Herpotrichiellaceae
Product: succinate-semialdehyde dehydrogenase
Exons: 1
Coding region: 1-1611 (536 amino acids)
Biological process (GO): GABA catabolic process
Molecular function (GO): succinate-semialdehyde dehydrogenase (NAD+) activity
Source: RefSeq, a predicted model, not a curated record
AUGGCAUCACCAGCAGCUUCAUACCUUCGCACGCUCCUGACCUCAUCUCGUCCUCGUCUCCCAUCGGCCUUCACUCGCACCGCACACCCGUCGUACCGAAUCAUCUCCACCGCGAACAUGCAUACCGUCCCCAAGCUCAAGGACCCGUCGUUGCUGAUCUCCAAGGCGUUCGUCAACGGCGAGUUCGUGGACGCAGUGUCGAAGGAGACUUUUGACGUUGUCGACCCUGCUACGGGCAAGACGAUCGCCUCAUGUCCCGAAUUCACCAAGGAGGACACGGAGAAGGCCAUUGUGGCCGCCACCGAGGCGUUCCCCGCGUUUCGCAAGACCCUGGCGCGCGAAAGAGCAGGCAUGCUGAUGAAAUGGUACGAACUGAUGCAAGAGAAUGCCGAUGACCUGGCGACGUUGAUUACAUGGGAAAACGGCAAGCCGUUGGCCGACGCAAAGGGUGAAGUCGGCUACGCCGCGAAAUUCUUCCAAUGGUUCAGCGAAGAGGCUCCCCGUGUCUACGGCGACACUAUCCCUUCGUCCGUCCCAGGAAACCGAAUCCUGACGUGGAAACAGCCAAUUGGUGUCUGUGGCUUCAUUACUCCUUGGAACUUCCCUGCUGCGAUGAUCACACGCAAGAUCGGGCCCGCUUUGGCCGCCGGAUGUACCGUCGUUGCCAAAUCGCCCGGAGAGACGCCCCUCACGGCAAACGCUCUUGCCGAGCUGGCGCGUCGCGCGGGCAUUCCUAAGGGGGUAGUCAACAUUGUGACGGCGAUGAAGAACACGGCGGAAGUCGGCGAACUGCUUACAACGGACCCGCGGAUCAAGAAGGUGUCCUUCACGGGGUCCACGAACGUGGGUAAACUCCUGAUGAAGCAGGCCUCGGGGACGUUGAAGAAACUGUCGUUCGAACUCGGCGGCAAUGCGCCCUUCAUCGUCUUCGACGACUGUGCCGACCUCGACGCCGCCGUGGCCGGCGCCAUUGCCUGCAAAUUCCGCAGUUCGGGCCAGACCUGCGUCUGCGCCAACCGGAUCUACGUGCAGAAGGGCAUCUACGACGAAUUCGCCAACAAGUUCGCCGAAAAGGUCAAGAACUUCAAGCUCGGCUACGGCUUCGACGACAGCGUCACGCACGGCCCCGUCAUUCACGACCGAGCCGUCAGCAAGGUCGCCGCGCACGUGCAGGACGCGAAGAAGAAGGGCGCCAAGGUCAUUGUCGGUGGUGAGCCGCGGCCUGACCUGGGUCCCAACUUCUACGCCCCGACCGUGAUCACGGGCGUGACCAACGAAAUGGCCAUCGCUCACGAGGAGACCUUCGGCCCCGUGGCGGGAUUGUUCCCCUUCGCCACGGAGAAGGAGGUGGUCGAGCUGGCCAACGACUCCCCCGUCGGCUUGGCCGGCUACUUCUACUCGCGCGACAUCGGGCGUAUCUACCGAGUCGCCGAGGCCCUCGAGGUCGGCAUGGUCGGCGUCAACACCGGCUUGAUCUCCGAUGCGGCCAGUCCGUUCGGCGGUGUCAAGGAGAGCGGCUUUGGCCGUGAAGGCUCCAAGUACGGGAUCGACGAGUUUCUCGUCAUCAAGAGCGUUACUAUCGGUGGUAUCAGCAACGACCUCGAAGGCUAG